UUCCUCUCUAGGAGGGUUUCCUGGCUUUUUUUUUUUAUAUAUAUCGAGGGAAACGACAAGCAGAGAGGAAGCAACAGGGUGUGAUUCGUGCCACAACUGCUGCUCACAGGUUGAAACCUAAACAGAACUCAUGUUAUAUGGAUCACCAAGAAAACUCCUUUGUCCUGCCAGGAGAAUGCAGAGUCAAACUGGUAACCCAGGAGGAAAUUUCCCAAAUUAGGCUCCAGUAGGAAAAUAAUUAGGAAGGGAACAAGGCAAAGGACUGAGGUGCUAGUGGAACCAUUGAAGUGGAGGUGACACAGGUGUUUACUCAGCAAAGGUAGAUAUUCUCACUUGGGUUGGAAGUGUAAUGUGCUGUAGGUGGUGCUGGGUGUGCAAAGGGAACCAGUGGGAUGUUAAGAUGGUGUAAGCCUCUUACCCAAUGCAUGUAAGAGGGAUUUAAUGCCUGUUUCACUGCUGGAUCCCCUGUUGCAGGCAUCUCCUUGUUCACUGCUGGUGUGUAAUUCCUUGGUUUGCAUGUUCCUUUUCCCUUGGUGUGCAAUUCCUGGGUUUAAGCACUCCCUAUGCUAUUUGUGUCCAUUAACAACAUGGUGUUACCUUUUCCCAGGGCAUAAAUCACAGUGCAGCUUGAUCUAUCAACUCAUAAGUAAAUACUUCACCUGUUGGGAAUCAAUGUUACUAAUCCACGAGGAAAAACGUGCAUGAUCAGGGGCAGUCAAAGAGCCAAAGCUGCCUAAAGGGCUCUUCAAAUGUCCAGGUCAGGGUCCCCCUGUAAACCUUGGAAGGACCCCUCAGUGACUGAGAUUUAGGUGUUUCCAUUGCUAUUAUCACAGCUGCUGGAAAUAGAAACAAAACAGAGUAAAUCACUCCCUAACCUGGGCCCAGGGGGAAGCUUUACUGCAGCAAUUGCUAUUUGAUUUUCUAAACCAGAUGGAAUAGAGUAAGAAAAGAACCACAAACAAAACAACCCAGGCCCAGGUGGGGAGCACAGCUGACGUGAGCAGCCUGGCCUGCAGGCAGCAGGCGAGCUCCUCUGCCCUGUUAACCCUGUGACAAGGCUGCACUUGUCCUGAGGGAAGUCACUGAGCAGAACAGCAUUCAGCGCUGCUCCAGCGCAGCUUUGCUUGGGCACUUGCAACCUGAGGAAUCACGCCAGAAAAACCGCGACCCCUGCGGUUCCAGUGAGGUAAGAUCACCCCGUAAUUCGAGUAAGAGAACCCGGAGCGGCGCGGUCGAUCCCACAGACCUUCUCUGCAGAGGAAGCCCUGAGGCGAACGAGGCGGCCUGCCUCCUCCUGUCCUCCGUGCCCGAAGGACGGCGGCCGAAAACCUCGACGGGACGGGGAGCUGGCGGGGCAGCCCCGUCCCUAGGGAUGGCCCGGGGAGGGCUGGGGCUCCCGCAGCGCUGCGGGAAGAAGCGCGGAGCGGGAAGGGCGGACGGGCCGCCCCGCCAGGCCGCGCCUUUCCCGCCCAGCGCCCGGCCGGGGGGCGGAGCCAGCCCGAGUCCUCCAGGGGCCGUGCGCAAACGGGGCCGCGCUCCAGGCUGCCGUUGGCCGCCAGCUCGGUCUCUAUGGAAACGGGGGCGGAGCGGCCCCGCCCAGCGCUCCGGAGCGGCUGCGAGGAGGAAAUGGCGGCUGGGCUCGGCUGAGGGGCUCGGCGGCGAGAUUUUCCCCCCCACACACACACGCCCCGUCCCCGCGGAGUCAGGAGGAAAAGGAGAAUCCAUAGUAUUUGGUUCUGCUGACAACUCAGAGAUUCUGUCUGGCACUUCUGAAUCAGGAUAUUCAGCAUGUGCUGGAAGGAUAAUGCUGAAUGACUCUGAUCCUUUGCUGCCCUCCUCUGGCUCUCCUUUUCACUCAGCUCUGCAGGGAGAAACCGUUCGAAACUCUAAUGCUGUGUCAGUGUUUCAGAGUGAAGAUAGUGGCAUUCGUACUAUGGAACAAGCUGUAAGUUCUCAACCAGUGCCAUUGGAAUCUGAAUCUAACACUGACAACAUGGAAAAUAGUUCUCCUGCAUCAGUUUUGGAUGACAAAGGUGACCAAAGCAAUGAGGAGGAACAAAAGGCUAUCAAGCCUACAAGUAAGGAGUUCAGGAAAACCUGGGGCUUUCGAAGGACGACCAUUGCGAAGCGAGAAGGUGCAGGUGAUGCUGAUGUGGACUCUAGUGAGCAGCAGCCACAGCAGCAGCAGCAAAGCUUAAACCUCAGGCGCAGUGGGCGGCAACCAAAGCGAACAGAAAGAGUGGAGGAAUUCCUUACAACAGUGAGACGCAGAGGAAGGAGGAGUGUUCCUGUUGCUCUGGAAGAUUCAAGUGAACCAGCAUCCUGUCCAGCUACAGAUGCUGAAACUGCUUCAGAGGACAGUGUUGAGAGCACUCCGGAUACAAAGCCUGUAACUCGGAGGAUUAGCACUAGGAGUUGUAAGGAUCAGAAAGGCUCUAAAAGCAGAUGCACAAAGGAGGAAGAGGAGGAGGAGGAAGAGGAGGAGGAGGAAGAGGAAUUGGAGGCUGAUACUUCUGAUAGUGAUAGUGAUGGGUUAACACUAAAGGAACUGCAAACUCGACUAAGAAAGAAACGUGUUGAACGCAAACCUGUGCAGGUGACAUUGAAGGAUGUACAGAUACGCCUGAGGAAAAGAAGUUCAGAACAAGAACCUGCAGAAACAGGUGAUGUCCAAUCUGAAAAGGAAGCUGAGUCUGAGUUGCCUGUCAAACAAGAGCCUGAGACUGCAGACCACACUGAGAUUGCAAGUCAAGUGGUUGUGUCUGAGGAAGACACUGAAGAUCUUCAGGUUCAGAAGGAGGUAAAGCCUGGCUUUGAUGCAAAAGGGAUCACAGAUGAAGAACCUGAAAAUGUGCCCAAAAGCAAACCUGAGUCUGAGAUUUAUGACCCCAACACACUGUACUGCAUUUGUCGUCAGCCUCAUAACAACAGGUUUAUGAUUUGUUGUGAUAGAUGUGAGGAAUGGUUUCAUGGUGACUGCGUGGGUAUUUCUGAGGCUCGAGGGCGAUUAUUGGAGAGGAAUGGUGAGGACUAUAUCUGCCCAAACUGCACCAUCCUGCAGGGACAGGAUGAGGCUGGUUCAGAAGCAGACCAGCAGGAUGCUAAAGCAGGGCAAGUACAUGUGGAUGGCACAGAAUUCACAAGCAUAGGAACAGUUGAACAAAAAUCUAUUGAGGACCAAGGAAUCAAGGGCAGGAUUGAAAAAGCUGCAAAUCCAAGUGGAAAGAAAAAACUGAAGAUAUUUCAACCUGUAAUUGAAGCUCCUGGUGCAUCCAAGUGCAUUGGUCCUGGCUGCUUUAAUUUGGCUCAGCCUGAUUCUGUGUAUUGCAGCAAUGACUGCAUUCUUAAACAUGCUGCAGCCACUAUGAAGUUCUUAAGUGCUGGCAAAGAUGCAAAACCAAAACCUAAAGAGAAGGUCAAACCAAAAUCUGAAAAACCUGGCAUGCCAAAAUCUCAGCUUCAGACAGGUAUUAAGCCUCUUUCAAACCAAAAGAGACAAUUUCCUGAGAAAAGAGAGAUGAAUAUGAAGAAAGCUGUUCUGCCAACUGCCAAGGCUGAGGCAAAUGCUCCACCUCUUGCUAAAGAGCCAGCAGCAGAAAUCACCCCGUCCUGGGCCAGCGAUCAUAAUUACAAUGCUGUAAAGCCUGAAAGGACUGCUGCCAUUUCACCUGCACUGUUGUUCAAAUCCCAAAGGGAAGAGAAAAAGCAUGAAGACAGAGCAGAGCCUACAUCAGGAUCGAAGAAAGCUGCUGUGUCUCUAAUGGAGAAGCAGACAUCUUCUCUCACUAAGAACCUUCCUUCAAAGAAGUCCUCAUCCUUCUCUAACACAUCACUAGCUAAGCAACCACUUAAAUCUGCUGCAAGCUUCAAAGGUGUCAUUCCCAAGAAACCUUGGCCUUCAUCAGGCAGUAUUCCUUCCUCAGGCAGUAUUCCUUCAAAACAUCCAUCUCUUGGCUCAUCAGUUUCCAAAAAAUCAGCUACAUCCUCCAGUUUGGGUGGAGGACUCAAAAAGCCUUCACUGUCCUCCAGUUCUGCAUCUGGAAGUAGUCAAGCAAAAGCAUCAUCUGGCCCCAUCCCAUCACAGCCCAACUCUCAGAUUCGACAGAAUAUUCGACGGUCCCUAAAAGAAAUUUUAUGGAAGAGAGUCAAUGAUAGCGACGAUCUGGUCAUGACAGAGAGUGAAGUAGGGAGAGUAGCACUCAAUAUUGAAAAGGAGAUGUUUAAUUUGUUUCAAGUUACAGACAACAGAUACAAGAGUAAAUACCGUAGCAUCAUGUUCAACCUCAAGGACCCCAAAAACCAGGGACUUUUUCAUCGCGUCCUUCGUGAGGAAAUAUCACUGUCAAAACUAGUGAGAAUGAAACCAGAAGAACUUUUGUCUAAAGAACUGUCUGUAUGGAGAGAGAAACCAGCUAAAGCAAUGAUAGAGUCUAGAAGCAAAUCUCAUGAAAUCAAGAAAACAGCUGUGAAACGGGACCACACACCAGCUGUAAAUAUGGAAGAUUCGCCUCCAGUGUCUGAUUCUGAUGAGCAGCAGGAGUCAGCCCGAAAUGCAACAAAUGUAAACAGUGCUCCUUCUCUAGAUGUUUUUAGCAGUAUGUUGAAGGAUACCACAAGUCAACAUCGAGCCCAUCUUUUUGACCUGAACUGCAAAAUCUGCACAGGCCAGAUUUCAGCAUCUGAUGAUGACGUACCAGCAAAGAAGGUCAAGUCGGCAGCUCCUGUUAAAAAGGUGGAGUCGAAAUCAAAACCAGAAGUUCAGCCCAAGUAUGAAAGUUCUGCACCACCCCCAGCAGCAGAGCCUGCCAAGGAGACCCUCUCUGAAGAUGCAAUGGACAUUGAUGUUGAACCGGAAGAAGAAACAGUUCCUCAGUCAAGUGUAGAAAGAACUUACAUUCCCACAACCCAGGGCCAUAACAAUACAGACUCUGUUGUGCCUGAAGAGGUACCUGCUUUUCCUGCCACUUGUACUGGCACAGUUGUCACAACUGUCACGGUUUCUGGCAGAGACCCCAGGACAGCAAUGAGCAGCUCCUCUGGCAAUGCCACAGCAGCCCUGCGUUCUGCUGCAGCAUCUGACAAAGCUUCAACUGGGGAAACAAAACAGGACACUUCAAAACCAGUUAUGACCGUCCCCAAAUCGAUAUUAACAAAGCCAUCAUCCUCACCAGAUCCAAGAUACCUGGCAGUUCAUCACUCACCCAAUGUCAAUGCUGCAGAGCCACGCUCCCCUCAGGACAGCGACACCUCCCUCUUCCUCUCUCGUCUCAACACCAUUUGGAAAGGAUUCAUUAACAUGCAAAGUGUGGCCAAAUUUGUCACUAAAGCAUAUCCUGUCUCCGGGUGCUUUGAUUAUCUUAGUGAGGAUUUACCAGAUACAAUCCACAUUGGUGGGAGGAUCUUACCGAAGACAGUCUGGGAUUAUGUUGGCAAACUCAAAUCUUCGCUUUCUAAGGAGUUGUGUUUGAUUCGUUUCCAUCCUGCAACAGAAGAAGAAGAAGUUGCCUAUAUCUCUCUCUACUCCUAUUUUAGCAGUCGUGGUCGUUUUGGUGUUGUAGCUAAUAACAACAGACAUAUCAAGGAUCUCUACCUGAUCCCCCUGAGUUCUAAGGACCCAAUUCCUUCCAAACUCUUGCCCUUUGAGGGACCAGGUCUCGAGUCGUCUCGGCCAAAUUUAAUUCUUGGCUUGGUUAUCUGUCAGAAGGGGAAACGUCUUGCCACUGGCCUGGAAACAGACAAGAUAGAGGAGAAGCGAAGCAGAACUCAAGCACAUGAGGAAGCUGAGACCUCACUGUUCUCGAGAGGGCCAACAGGUGCCUCACAAGAGAAGAGAACUCCAAAAUACGGACUUUUUUCAGGAGAUUCAACUGUAAGUACCACACCACCGGGAUCUCCUCCACCUCCUCCUCCACCUCCACCGCCACCAGACACUUCAGCAGUCACACCUUCAGUAUUAAAAAUACUGUCAUCAAUUAAAAGUGGAUCCACAAGUACUGUGCCACCACCGUCUUCAACCACUGCUUCUGCAGGUGCCACUGCUACACAUUCUUCAUCCUCAAAAACUGCCACUCCUCUCGAGCACAUCCUGCAGACCCUGUUUGGCAAGAAGAAAACAUUUGAGCCUCUUGCUAAGGAUUCUGAAACUGCCCAGUCUUCAAAUCAGGAAAGUCAGGCUGCUGCUGAGGGAGGCAUGUCAGCAGUUCCUCUGUUGGAUCCCAUUGUGCAGCAGUUUGGACAGAUGUCAAAAGACAAAGCUAUAGAAGAGGAGGAGGAUGACAGGCCAUAUGAUCCUGAAGAAGAAUAUGGACCAGAGAAAGCUUUUGAGAUGCAGACUGGUGAAACUGAGAAACGAUACAAUGUGGAAAAGCCAUCUAAUGCAGCAGAACUGGAGGAUGAGGCCUAUGAUCCCGAAGAUGAAACUAUCUUGGAAGAAGCAAAAGUUACUGUUGAUGAUUUACCUAACAAAAUGUUCACUGACUCUAAAAACAAUUCUUCAGAAACAUCUGCUUCGUACGUGCCUGAUUUGUCUGCGUCCUCAUCCUUGGUAGAACAGCAAAAAAUGUUGGAAGAGUUAAACAAACAAAUAGAAGAACAGAAAAGACAACUUGAGGAACAAGAAGAAGCCCUCAGACAGCAAAGAGCAGCUGUUGGUGUUUCAAUGGCUCAUUUUUCAGUGUCCGAUGCUUUAAUGUCACCACCACCCAAACCUUCCCUGAUAAGGACUGAGCUAUUCCAUCAGGACCAGCAAGCUGCACAAAAAGUAGAUUUACCUUCAUCUUUAAAUCAGCAAGCACAAGUUUUAAACCCAGGCUGUGACCCAAGGCAGAGCAGAGAUCCUCGCCAAGCCAGAAGAAUGGUGACAGAGGCUAAUGACAAUGUUGAUAUCCGAAUAAAGCCACAGGUGGUGCAGAGUGAGAUCUCCACAAGAGAAAUUGCUCCAGCAAGUUUUCCAAAUGCCUUGCAAACUUCCCUUGGUAAGGAAGAGAAAACUUUAAUUCCUGCUGCUCAGCCUGGUUUUACUGGUGACAACUGGGUUGCAAGUGAAAAGGUUUCUACAGUGUCCCAGAAAGAGGCAUCUAGUAGCAAAUUUGAAAAUACUGCUCAAGUUAAUUUGGAGAACGUGAGUCAAACAGCUUCUGGAGAACCUCCUGCAUCCAAACCUUUACGUAAAGUGCUGCUUCCGACACCUCCAAGUACUUCUUUCCAGCCUAAUUUCUCCACAUCAAACGAUGGUCUGGCUCUGCAAGACAUGCAUCAAGUAUCCUGGUCAAAUGAGUCUCAGGAAAUGAUGGGAAUGGAUUCUUACUCAAAUACAAUGUUUGCUUCUCAGGAAAAUGCAGCUGGUCACUUUGAAGCAGAGAGGGGUCUUUCAUCCAUGCAAUAUGAUGAACAAAUAAAUCCUCAGUCUCAUCAAUUUGUGGAACAAACGGAAUCCCCAUCGGUUCAGAGUGAGGGUGGACCUUCCUCACAGCACUUUGAGGAAAACCGAGCUGGACCCCCCUUUUCUUUGUCUGGGCAGAAAGGAGGGCCUCCACCAACAAUGAUGGUCAAUGCACCUGGAGGACCUCAUGGACCUAAUUUUAGAGGACCGGCACCACAGUUCUCUGAAGAGCAUGGUUCUCCAAAUAAUGAUGGACAAAGAGGACCUCCCUCUGGAAGAUUUGCAGGUCAGAAGGGUCCCAUUCCUUCCUUAUUUUCUGCACAGCAUGGACCACCAUCUAUUUUUGGUGAUAACAGGGGCCCUGCACCUUCUUACCAUGGUGUUCCAAGGGGAAUGUCACCAUCUCAGUUUGAGGAUUGUAGGGAACCCCCCAUGGAACAAAUGGAAUUCUCAGAUUCCCAAUAUCAUGAAAUGAUUAGGCCUCCAGGACAAUUUGAAGGACCAGAUCCAUCUCAGUUCAUGGGAAACAGAGGACCUUCACCUUUUCCUUUUGGAGGUCAAAGACGACCCCCACCAGCUCAGUUUAAAGGACAGAGGGGAGGGCCUCAGUUUGGAGGGCCAAGAGGUCCAGCCCCGAGUCAUUUUGGGGGACCAAGAGGGCCUCACCCAAAUCAAUUUGAAGGGCAGAGAGGUCCAGCUCCAAAUCAUAUACCUGGUCCAAGAGGACUUUUGCCACAGCCAUUUGAAGAACGGAGAGGGAGUUCACCACCCAGAUUUGCCAACCAGAGAGGUCCAGCACCAGUUCAGUUUGGAGGACCAAGAGGAGCCACACCUGCACUGUACCCAGAAGAAAAUGAACCUCCCUCUUCUAGAUUUCAUUUCCAAGGUCAGUCAGCACAAGGUAUGAAGCCAAACCCAAGACCACUCCUGGACCUUCCAAGCCACCCACCAUCCCACAGAAAAGAGAUGUGGGAGGAGGCUGGACCAUCUGCAUCUCUUUCUAAUGUUUCUGGACAAGGAUCUGAGUUGGAAGGACAGUGGUCAGCCUCUGACUUCCGAGAAGGCAAAAAUCCUGAAUUUAGAGGCCAGACAUUUGAAGGGAGACAGAGAGAGAGAUAUGAGGGAGGGAAUAAAGACAAGGGUUUGGAUCAGCCAGAGCCUCAGCAAGCAGAUAAUCGACAAGGCAGACCCUUUGAGGAGAGACGAAGGGAUCGAGAACACGGGAGGCCUUGGGAGAGAGACCGUGGCAGAAACUGGAGCAGAGACAGGGACUGGGAGAGACACAGAGACAAGGACUGGGAUAAAAACAGAGACAGAAACCAAAACAAAGACAGAGAGAAGGAUUCAGAGCGGGCUAAAGACUGGGAGAGAAAUAGAGACCGAGACAGACCAAGAACCAGAGAGAGAGACUCCUACAGAAGGCGUGACAGGGAGCGGUCAAGAAGCAGAGACAGAGAUCGUGACAGAGAGAAAGACAGAGACCGGGACCGGAGCCGGGAGAAAGAGAGAGAGCGGGAGAGGGAGCGAGAGCGCGACCGAGAGAGGGGCAAAGACCGCAAAGAUCGGAGCAAGAGCAGGGAAACUGGGAAAGAGACGAAGCCAGAAACACCGAAGGAAACCCCAAAACCAACAGAAGCAGAAGCUUCAUCUUCCACUAAUCAGUCGUAGAAUUAUGACUGAUACUGUAUUUCCCAUGAAUAAUUGACUUUUACUACAGCGCAAGGACUGAUUCGGCGUCUUCUGUACAUACUGUAUAUUCUCACCUUUACAAAAUACUAGCCUUACAAAAUGAACGGACAACUGACAGUUUAGCAAUUUUUAAACAACUGUGAAUGAAAAUACUCAAACAGAUGAAAGGCAAGAACAUACUGGACUUCCACUUGCUGCAUUUUGUGCAUAAUGUUUUUUCUUAUAAAAACUCACAGCGUUACCUGUACUUAAAUGUUGUUUUUUUCUACUUGCAUCUUUAUCUUAAAAUUUCCAUUUACAGAACAGAAAUGGAAAAAGUCUAAGAAGAGCAUAUUGCUUUUUAAGAUUAUAAAGUUAUGUUUUCCAGUAACUUGAAUUGUAAUUUUAUAAGAGAAUUUAAUCCAGACCUUAGGAGCCAUACCUUUACAUCUCAUUUACGUGAUAUUUUGGUGUCAAAGUUGUUCCUACAGCACACGCUUGAAAAACAAAAUAAAAGUCCAGUGUUGCUGUCUUGUUUAUUUUACAACAGAAUGGUCGUGUGUGUUUAGGAGAAGAACAACAGUGUUAAUAAUUAUUUGUGACUGAUGGAGGAUUUGAAAACGGAAUGUUAUAAACUUCAAGUGCACUAUCUUCCUUUUUAUAUACAGGUGUUCCGUGUUUUGGAGGGAAACAAGUUAUACUUUGGUUUUCUCAUGAGGCUGAGGAGUUUUAAAUGUUGCAUUUUUACAAAUCUGUAAUAAAAGAACAUACAAGAGAAGCACCUUUAAAACCAGCAAAACUUACACAAAUUCCAGACAUUAAUUUGAAAAAGGCUGAGACUAAAUUGGUAAACCAAAGGAAAGAAGAAUAAAUUGGUUAAACAGGCCACUGAAUCUCUUACCUCUAUUGAAUUGAUUUAGUCAAACUUUUUUAAUUUGUUUGGGUUUUUUGCAUAAUUUUGCCAUAGACUUAAGUCUCAAUUUUAUUGUAGGCUUCCUUCUAAAAGUAUUUUGCUCCAGAAAAAUGAAAAAAGAAGAAAGUGUCACCGUUUUGUUUUGUUUUGUUUUUUUUUGGUUAAACCCUAUUUAGGCUCAGUGUGUGUAUAAAACUCCCCACAAAAAAUGACAUGAGUUGCAUUCAGCUUGAGAAGAAGGAUGGGGGGUACUUCAUGUUGUGAUUCAAGAGGGAAGUUUUUCACUGUGAAAUACAUGGCAUUGCUACUUUUCCAUGUAUUCUUCCAAGUACGUCAUUCUGAAGUAUGAAAUAAAACCCCUGCUAAUUUAUUUCAGCAUGUAGAUUAACAGUUGGGUAGAUGUUUUGAUUUGUUGUUUUUGUUUUUGUUUUUUAAUAAAAUAGUUUGGGAAAUGUAAGAGUAGAUUCCUGUCAGCAUCUUGAAGACUACAUUACAAGUAGCAUGUGUGCAGUGUAUCUCACUAUAGAUUUUACAGUCCAUCUUGGUGCAUCUUUGAAAGUCCUGCAGAAGGAGGAUUUGCUGGUGGAAAAGGUCAUCUGAACCUGUAGACAAAAUGUUAAAAGACAGAGACGUGGUAUUAAAAUGCAAACAUCUACUAUGGUGUAAGAUUUUUUUUCUUAAUGAGAUGUUUCUAAUUUAAAGACAUACAUAAAAGUAUGCAAAAAAAAAAGUGUUUGUUUAGGUUUACUUGAUAGAAAUUUCUGUAAAUUGUAUUUUAUAUUGCAAAUUAUAUCACUGUACAUUAAAAUACAGGACUUCACAGGAUUUUUUGUUACUGUAAGUAGAAUAAACAUCUACAGAGAACUGUU
This is a messenger RNA of Apus apus (common swift), 10831 nucleotides long. It is a transcript of the gene DIDO1, whose product is annotated as death inducer-obliterator 1. Gene Ontology annotation, cellular component: nucleus. The record is from RefSeq and is a predicted model, not a curated record. The coding region runs from base 1373 to 9049 and encodes 2558 amino acids. Gene Ontology annotation, biological process: DNA-templated transcription; apoptotic signaling pathway. The transcript is spliced from 20 exons. Lineage: Eukaryota; Metazoa; Chordata; Aves; Apodiformes; Apodidae.